Molecule: messenger RNA, 1404 nt
Organism: Tilletiopsis washingtonensis
Lineage: Eukaryota; Fungi; Basidiomycota; Exobasidiomycetes; Entylomatales
Product: calcium-dependent phosphotriesterase
Exons: 10
Coding region: 1-1230 (409 amino acids)
Source: RefSeq, a predicted model, not a curated record
AUGGCGCUCACGCUGCGACGCACGCUUGCGGCUGCCUCGGCUGCCGCCGUCGCCCUGCUGGCGGCCGCUGUCUUCAGCCUCGCGCGCGAGACGGCCGGCGCUGGCUGCGCGGAGCAGGCGGCGCUGCCGCCGAGCUUCGUCUCGCGCAACAUCUCGGACAUCUUCGACGCCCCGGCCGCACCGACGUUCCAGCUGCAGCACACGAGCGGCAAGGCUCUUUUGGGCGGCGCACCGAAAUCGCUGCUGCUCAUCGAGAAGAGCGGCUAUGCCUUUGCGCACGAAGCGCCCGUGUGGUGUGCAGACUCCGACGACGUGUACUUUGCGUCCAACGCCGGCGCUCCAUUGGGCAGGAGCAAUCUCACAACGAACAACGUCGUCUUCAAGGUCAACCUCCGCAACCUGACGGAGCGCGCGGCAGCGGGCAUUGCCAGCUUUGCAAGCGAUGUGCACGCUGUGCCCAUCGACUCGGACUCUGUGCAGAUGACCAACGGCGGCACCUCGUAUGCCGGGGAGCUCCUCCUCAUCAACACGGGCAGAGGCUCUCUGCCAGGCUCGAUUGCACUUGUGCCUCGCGCGACGCCGCAGCAGCCGCAGGUGCUGCUGAACAACUUCCGCGGCCGAGGCUUCAAGAGCCUCAAUGACGUCGUCGUCCAUCCUGAUGGGCGCAUUCUCUUCACCGACGCCGACUACGGCGUGCUGCAGGACUUCAAGGACGAGACGGGCAUGUGGAAGGCAGUGUGGAGCUUUGACCCGCUCAGCGGCGAUCUCGCUGUCCUUGACGCCUCGCUUACCACGCCGAACGGCCUGACGCUCUCGCCGGACGCCAAGACGCUAUAUGUCACAGAGACUGGCUUUGCACGCGGCUUCUACCCAAGUGACCCCUCCGUCGCGCCGUUGAUCUACGCUUUCGAUCUGGCCGCCUCCGCACGCCACGCCACAAAUCGCCGGGUCUUUGCCGUGGCAGAGAGCGGCAUCUCGGACGGGCUCAAGGUCGACACGGAGGGCAACGUGUACUCGUGCGACGGCGCGGGCCUCCAAGUGUACUCGCCGUCGGGCACGCAGCUGUGGCGCUUUGUGCUGCCGCCGAUCGGCUGCACGCAGGUCGUGCUGGCCAGCGGCGGGCGCAUUGUCCUGCUGGCCGAGGAGCGCCUGUAUCUGCUGCAGGUGGCCGCAGCCGAGCCUGUGCCUCUGGCCGAGCUGCCCCGCCACAACAGGAUCGCCCGCAGCUGAACGCUGCUGCCUUCGACUAGACACACCUCUAGAAGCAUCCGCCCCUUCUGCUCUCUCUGCUCCCUCCCUAAAUAUCGUGCCUCGACCUUAUCCUAGACGCUCCGCUAGACCUUAGCCUAGACACGCUCCGCUAGAGACGUCCCACCACAUCUAUGCUGCCGCAAAGCCGGCAAU